Messenger RNA from Fusarium odoratissimum NRRL 54006, 570 nucleotides. RefSeq lists its product as uncharacterized. The record is from RefSeq and is a predicted model, not a curated record. Lineage: Eukaryota; Fungi; Ascomycota; Sordariomycetes; Hypocreales; Nectriaceae. The transcript has 3 exons. The coding region runs from base 1 to 570 and encodes 189 amino acids.
AUGUCUCCUCAAUUCAGACCAGAACGCGCUCCGGUCGUGAGGUUACGUACAAGCUCUAUACCCAGCUACUUCCAAACGAUUGUCGGCAAACGAUCGCCCAUUUCUGAUGACAUCGAGGAGUUUCGUGGUAUACCGUACGCCCGUGUACCGGGAAGAUGGGAGCACUCGCAACUGAGAGAUCGUUUACCGCAGGAUGUAUUUGAUGCUACAGAGAACGGCCCACGAUGCCCUACGGAGCACAAAGGAAAUUCACAAGCAUAUCAAUCAUACCUACCAUACCCCGACGACCGCGAGGAUGAGUUUGAGUGCCUGAACCUUCUCAUCAUGCGCCCGAGCAAGGAAGCACUUGCAAACCACAGUCUUGAUGCCGAGACGACCCAGUUGCCUGUACUUGUCUGGAUCCACGGCGGAGGCUUCACAGACGGCGCAGCCACGGAUCCAGUAUGGGACCCCUCCCGUAUUGUCCUCCGUGGGCUCUCAAAGAGAACACCCUUUAUCGCUGUGUCCAUCAACUAUCGUCUCAAUAUUUUCGGGUUUGGUGCUUCAUCCGAUAUGCUUGCGGUGGCGUGA